CCCCACUACCCAGCGUCCUGAGCUCUGAGGGUCUGGUCCGAGGACAUGGGAUGGAGCCCUGCAUGCUACACAGCGUCAAACAGCUCACUCUAGACAGCAAGAGAGCAAACAGGAGGCCAACUCGCCCCUACACAGACACAGCAGCUCCCAGAGGGCAGGGCUCAUGGUUUCUUUUAUGAUCUUGCCAGCACAGUGUGGGUUGAAGGCGAGCUAUAUUUUAACAAUCAAAAGAAUAAUAAACAAGCAGCUCAAUGGGCCAGUGGGGUGGUGCAGCAGCUCUGCAGCGGAGCACUGUGCUGCCAACCCCGCACCCUGAUGAGGUCUGCGGUGUGACUUAGAUCCCAUCCUCUCUCCUGCAAGACCACUGUGUGGUCCGCUGGCUUCGAGGAGAGAUGUGUAGCACACCUGAGGUACUGUCUGGUGUGGAACUGUGCACUCUGUGGGACAGGCCAGGAAGAAAGUGGGGUGGUCAGUGACCCGGGGAUAAGAGGGGAGUGGCCGGAGUUAAGCUGCCAGGCCCUGGCCUACUUGUUCAGAGCAGGGGCACAGAGAAACAGGAAGUGCUACUCAGCCAUCCCCAUCCUAUCCCCUCCCACAGCUGUAGCUGCCCUCUCCUGGCCAGACCUCUAGGGCACCAACAGUUCAUAGCAGCACCACUUAGCCCAGCCCCUCCGAAGAAGAGGGUACACAAGGAGGCCCAGCUGCAGAGGGGGAGGAUGACAGCACAGUGAGGAGGAAGGAGAAGAAAACUGAGCAGCCAGACUGGCUGGCAGGCCACAGGGAGGCGAGGGCAGUGCUUCCUUCCCCGAGUUACUGCUGCUUUGCCAAGAAAACCUGGAGUCACCCUGGAAUGGCCUGGCCCCACCCUGGGAGGAGCCGAGCCCUUUACAGGCUGCUUCCCGUUAACACACCCUCUGCCCCCUUCCCCUAUUCUUGCAGGCUCUGCUAAUGAAGGCCUGUCACCAGGCCCCAGAACUGAGUCACCUGCCCAGGACAGGUCUCUCUCCCUCCUGGGCUCCUCCCAGACACACUGGCUGGGGCUGGGGUGCCCGGGCUGUGGUAAGACAGGAAGCAGCAUGGUGACACACAUGGCAGGCUGCCCCCAGACCAGUCUCAUGAGGAAUCUGAAGCUCCCCGUCGCCCUGGGGUGUUGGUCACAGCUGCCCAGCUUCUGCCUGCAGAUGCUGCAAUUACCUCAGAGCAUGAAACCUGGCUUCCCACCUGACUGAGUCAGCUGAAAACAAAACACUGCCACAGACUGGCACAAACAGCCAAGCCACUAAUCAGAGUCCCACAGCCACCGUCAGAGAAGGCACAGUUCUCCACUGACCGGGACACGGCAGUGCCCAGAGCGGCUAAAGAGGAGAGCUGGGUGCAUCUGCCUCUGCCUGCGGAAGGAGCCGUGAGAGGAUCUCCCUCUGCCACCCAGCUGCCCUUGCCCCAGCUACGUAAGUGCUCCACUCCCGCUGGGGUUUUUUCCACUGCCCUAUCAGGUAACCAGGCCACUCCUGUCCCUGUGGGGCCUCUUGCUGCCAGGACUCCCAGCUCUUUGCUCUCCUGGACAAACUGCUCCUUCCUGGGCCUCGUGUCACCAUCCAAGAUGCUGGCCAGAGGACUGUGCUGAGCAGAAACCCAGGCCUGCACUUCGAGUGCACUCAAUCUGUCCCUGACCCUUGGCAUUCACUGCCCAGCAGGGACCUGAUGGUCACUAGCUGCUGCUGAGUGCCUGACUGAGGUGCCAGGCUGACUGCUGGCUCCCUUGGGUCCCAUGGAGACCUGGCGGAAAGGCUCCUUCCGCAAUGCCUCCUUCCUCAAGCGGCUGACCCUGGGGCGGCCACGGCAACUCCGGCGACAGGGCAGUGUACUGAGCCAGGCUAGCACUGCCGGUGGUGACCACGAGGAAUACAGCAACCGAGAGGUUAUCCGGGAACUGCGAGGGAGGCCAGAUGGACGGCGUCUGCCCUUGUGGGGAGAUGAGCAGCCCCGGGCCACCCUGCUGGCCCCACCCAAGCCCCCACGCCUCUACCGAGAGAGCUGCAGCUGCCCCAACAUUCUGGAGCCCCCGGCCACCUACGCCACUGCCUACUCAGCCACCCUGCCCUCGGCGCUCUCCCUGGCGGGCACCCUUCACCAGUCCUCAGAGGAAGACCUUACGGACACUCCCCCCUUCCGGCGGACACCUGCUCCGGACCUCAGUGACCCCUUCUUCUCCUUCAAGGUGGACCUGGGGAUUUCGCUUCUUGAGGAGGUUCUACAGAUGCUGAGGGAGCAGUUCCCCAGUGAGCCCAGCUUCUGAGGGGUGAGCAGGGCAGAGCUGGGGUGACAGAGGAGCUGGAGCCUGGUGACCCAAGGGAGGAGGGCACAGUUGUGCAACACGGAAAAGGCAAGGAUAGGAAUCCAGGGUUCUUCCUCCCUUCUGGAUCCUGAGCAGUUGUCCAAGUUACCCAGAAUGAAAGGACAGAGACCAGUGGGAAUGCUGGGGGUCAUUUUCUGGCAGGAGCCCUGAAGGAAGCUGCUGAAGCCAGGAAGGGGAGACCACACCCGGUAACCACAGAGGCCAGCAGAGUGACAGGAUGGCAUAGGGGCGAGUCAGGGCAAGGACACUGACUGGGCAGAAUAGACAGUGCCCUGUGCCAGCCUCCUCUGCAGCCACUGUCAGCACAGAGGUCACGGGACACAUCUGGGCCAAAGUGGUUCAACCAGGCUGAAGGGCAAAGUGGGGAGGCCUGAGAAGAGCAGGGAAAUAUGCUUGCCUCUGUCCAAUCUGGUGGGCACUUGCUACAGAUGGCUAUUUAAUACACUGAAAUAAAACCACAAAGUCAGAUGAUUCAAAUGUUCAGUUACUCCUGGUGAAUGCUACCACACUGGGAAGCACAGCAAGAACAGACAUCCCCGGACAGUCCACUGGACAGCACUGGCUAGACACUGGCCUGCAGCCAUCACGCAUAGGGUGGCAGGGAAGAGAAAAGUGUCAGAGGCUGCAGGAGCAAGAACAGGCUAGCAGAGAAGAGAGGUAGGCAGAGA
Fukomys damarensis (Damara mole-rat) is the source of this 3024-nucleotide messenger RNA. It is a transcript of the gene CUNH15orf62, whose product is annotated as chromosome unknown C15orf62 homolog. The transcript has a single exon. The record is from RefSeq and is a predicted model, not a curated record. The coding region runs from base 1769 to 2296 and encodes 175 amino acids. Lineage: Eukaryota; Metazoa; Chordata; Mammalia; Rodentia; Bathyergidae.